AUGUCCAGUCAAACUGCUCCUGAGAACUCUAUCUCAGAGCUGCAGCAGAGGAAGCAGCAGCUCACAGACACAGAGCUCCAGUUACAGCAGCAGGCCAAGGACUUUGGAGAGAUCUGCUACCUCUAUAACGCAGCUGUGUGUGACAAGGCCACUCUGGGGCUGGAUCUCACCUCUGCUAAUAAGAUGAUUGGAAAACAGAGGAAGAGACUGGAGCAGCAAGACGCAGUGAUACGUGAUCUGCAGGAUAAGACAGAUGACCGUAACUGUACAAUCACCUGCAGCAGCAGCUUAGUGCCGAGCCGCACUAAAGCAGCUUCCACCAAAACCAACCAAAGCUGCUCAACAAGGUGA
Knipowitschia caucasica is the source of this 351-nucleotide messenger RNA. The record is from the annotation of a GenBank genome assembly. Lineage: Eukaryota; Metazoa; Chordata; Actinopteri; Gobiiformes; Gobiidae.